AUAAAAUUUCUCUCUUCCCAAACUCCAUAUCGGGCACAGUCGCAUCUGCUUUGCAUCUCCUUCCUCUUCUUAGAACCCUAAUCAGUCUUCUCCAAGACAACCACCAGUAAUCACCAUCUCUAGUCGGCGGCGCCUCUUGCAACCACCUCUCCUUCUCUGCUGGUGCUAUUCUCGGUAUUAUUUGGAUAUUUCUGUUGAUUUUAUUGAUUCAAAAAGUGUUUAUUUGUAAUUUUCUGAUAUGAUGGUCUCAAAUUGUUAAAUAUAUUAGAUAUGAUGUUAAUUAGUCUAUAUUCACUUGACAAUUCUACUUAAAAUUGGUAGUAUCGGGCGCCCCUCCUUCCCUGACUCAGGGACGGGCCUGACAAUGGGUGCCCUAACAAGUAAUCGUAAGCGAACGGAUGAAUGUGUUAGCUUAUGCAAUCCAUCUCCAUCAUUUAAUUCAUCGGAUCCUUUUCCUUAUUAUAGUAAUCAAGUUGAUACCCAUAUAGCAAAGAAACGGAGGACUAUUAACAUUCAGAGCCUUGGGAAGUUAUCGACCACUGUUUCAAGAUUAAAUCGGUAUCCUGAGCCGGAGAAGCUUCGAAGGGAGGUUCAUGCCCCUGUUAAGCAUACUAAACCUGGGUUAUUUUCUACUGUAUUAAAGCGUAGGGAUAGUGGAAUCUGUUGGAAGGGUUCAAUGGGGAAUGUGUUUAGGAAGUAUGCGCAGGCGAAACACGAUGCCCUUGGUGCUUUGAAAUUUAUAAAGGUAGGUAAAGAUAAGGAAGUGAUUGAUGUGGAUACCGAGCCUCAGAAGGAAGAUGUGAUUUCUAAGGGUUGGGAAGAGGUGGAAAUUUUACAAGAUGGCCAUCAAGUAAGACCAGUGGUUUCUGACGACUGUAGAAUUCUAAAAGGUGAUACCUUGAAAAAGGGUGCUAUUCAGGGUCUUUCUGAGGUUCCAAAUUUGAUUGAAGCUGUACAUUCUGGUAAAGUUGUAUCGCUUGGUCGGGAGGCAUAUAAACAAUUGCUGAGUACCGUUGACAGGAAUUAUUCUACUAAGCUCACUACUUUAGGCUCUAAUAUUAAAAUAGAAAACGCUCGAUGGCAGUCUAUGCGCCUGUUGCAGAAACAAAAGGAGGAGAAGAAAUCCAAGGAGCUGAAGAAACCAGGACAGGGCUUGUUGUUUGAGCCUUUUGUGCCUCUCACAGAAGAGGAGGAUAGAGAUGUUGUGCGUGCGUUCUCAAAUUCUAAUCGGAGAAAGAUUUUGGUCAGUCACGACAACUCCAACAUCCAGAUUACUGGUGAAAUUUUGCAGUGCUUGAGACCAGGUGCAUGGCUGAAUGAUGAAGUCAUCAAUGUAUAUCUUGAACUGCUGAAAGAGAGAGAAAGAAGAGAGCCGAAGAAAUUUUUAAAUUGUCAUUUCUUCAAUACAUUUUUUUACAAGAAGCUGAUAGGUGGAAGAAAUGGCUAUGAUUAUAAAGCUGUUAGAAGAUGGACCACACAGAGGAAGCUUGGAUAUGGACUCUUGGAGUGUGACAAAAUAUUUGUUCCUAUCCACAAAGAAGUACAUUGGUGUUUGGCAGUCAUUAACGUGAAGGAUAAGUCAUUUCAGUAUCUGGACUCGUUGGGUGGAAGAGAUCUCAAGGUUUUGAAAGUAUUGGCUAGAUAUUUUGCGGAUGAAGUAAAGGACAAAACUGGGAAGGAGAUUGAUGUUAAUUCAUGGGAGCUAGAGUUUGUGGAAGACCUUCCUGAACAACAGAAUGGGUUUGAUUGUGGUGUGUUUAUGAUCAAGUAUGCUGAUUUUUUUAGCAGAGGCUUGGGGCUGCAUUUUUCUCAGGAAAAGAUGCCUUAUUUUCGACUGCGGACAGCAAAGGAGAUUUUGAGGCUAAGAGCAGAAUGAUAUGCAUGAUGCUGUGGGUUACUAUGAUGUAUUGGUGGAUGUUCCUGGUAACUUGGAGUAAGGAAAUGGGAUUUCAAGCGGUUGGUCUUUGAUUGAGAUGAGCUCAGCUUUGGGAAGCAUAUGGGGUUUUCAUUGAACUGGAUAAGCUUGUAUAUAUUGUGUAGCUGCUAUUCUUGCUUACCUACAACUCUGUAUUCCUUGGUUCUUUUGGCCUGCCCCAUUUGGUUAAGGUGAAUUCUAAGAUUUGGGCUCGUCAUGCUUGCUCAAAGUGGUUGAUAUCAUCACAGAUUCAUAGUUACAAUUUGUAUCAGAUAACCAAGCUGCCUUUUUUUCUUCCUUUUCUUUUCUUCUUUUUGAUUUUGUAAAUUGGUUAUGUUAUGUUGAGGGGUGACCUCGGAAGAGUCUGAACUAAGCUUGUUGAACCCAUUAGUCCUUCAUUUUAUGGUCUAGGCUUUUGUUCAUUAUUA
Messenger RNA from Spinacia oleracea (spinach), 2343 nucleotides. RefSeq names its product ubiquitin-like-specific protease ESD4. The record is from RefSeq and is a predicted model, not a curated record. Gene Ontology annotation, cellular component: nucleus. NCBI's taxonomy places the organism in Eukaryota, Viridiplantae, Streptophyta, Magnoliopsida, Caryophyllales, Amaranthaceae. Gene Ontology annotation, biological process: proteolysis; protein desumoylation. Bases 365 to 1876 code for a protein of 503 amino acids. The transcript has 9 exons. Gene Ontology annotation, molecular function: deSUMOylase activity.